GAGUUAAGACUAGAACCCAAGUCUUCCAGCCCACACUGGACCACAGAGCACCAGGGGAAUAUGCACCUGUCAAGUAAGUCUACUUAGAAAGAUGUCCUUGGAGAAAAUGAAAGAUCUAUGCCUGGAGGAAAAAUACCUUCAACCAGAAACCAAAGAAGUGAAUGGAGUCCUCAUGACCAAGAUAAUGAGUGAUAAUUGGGACAAAAUCUGGAAUUUCCAAGCAAAACCUGAUGAUCUCCUCAUUGCAACCUAUGCAAAGGCAGGCACAACCUGGACACAGGAGAUUGUGGACAUGAUCCAAAAUGAUGGGGAUGUGCAGAAGUGCCAACGGGCUAACACCUUUGACCGACACCCUUUCAUUGAGUGGACUCUACCCCCACCCGGCCACUCAGGUCUCGAUCUGGCCAGUAAAAUGCCCUCUCCUAGAACUCUGAAGACUCAUCUGCCUGUUCAGAUGCUACCACCUUCCUUCUGGAAAGAAAAUUCAAAGAUUAUCUACGUGGCAAGAAAUGCCAAAGACUGUCUGGUGUCCUACUACCAUUUCUCAAGAAUGAAUAAAAUGGUGCCUGACCCUGGUACAUGGGAAGAAUAUGUUGAGACAUUCAAAGCUGGGAAAGUCCUGUGGGGCUCCUGGUAUGACCAUGUAAAGGGAUGGUGGAAUGUGAAAGACCAGCACCACAUUCUCUACCUCUUCUACGAGGACAUGAAGGAGGACCCAAGGCGGGAAAUUCAGAAGAUAUUGAAGUUCCUAGAGAAAGACAUACCAGAGGAAGUUCUGGAUAAAAUCAUCUAUCACACCUCAUUUGAUGUAAUGAAGCAAAACCCAAUGGCCAACUACACCACCUUGCCUACCAGCAUCAUGGACCACUCUAUCUCCCCUUUUAUGAGGAAAGGGAUGCCUGGGGACUGGAAGAACCACUUUACUGUGGCUCAGAAUGAGGAAUUUGACAAGGACUACCAGAAGAAGAUGGCGGGAAGCACCCUGAUCUUCCGCACAGAGAUCUGAGGACAAC
This is a messenger RNA of Equus quagga, 1013 nucleotides long. RefSeq names its product sulfotransferase 1C1. Gene Ontology annotation, cellular component: cytoplasm. The transcript is spliced from 8 exons. The record is from RefSeq and is a predicted model, not a curated record. Gene Ontology annotation, biological process: sulfation. Gene Ontology annotation, molecular function: sulfotransferase activity. NCBI's taxonomy places the organism in Eukaryota, Metazoa, Chordata, Mammalia, Perissodactyla, Equidae. Bases 92 to 1006 code for a protein of 304 amino acids.